This is a messenger RNA of Closterium sp. NIES-67, 5499 nucleotides long. Lineage: Eukaryota; Viridiplantae; Streptophyta; Zygnematophyceae; Desmidiales; Closteriaceae. The record is from the annotation of a GenBank genome assembly.
GGUCUACAUAGACUCUAGAGAUCGUCGGAUUACGGCAGGCAACGUUUCUCACAUCACAUCGUGGCCAGAGCCUUUCGAAUGGGAUGAUGAGAGGGCAUGUAUGUCAGCGACUCAGCGGCCUUGAAGACUGAGAUUCCAGUGCUGAAGCUCUUAGGCCGGCCAUGCUUCGUCUGUACGUCGCCAGGAACGAGAUGCGCUUCUCGUGACUAAUAACGAAACAGCUAAAACGGAGAUCCUCCUUGUUUCAGAUCCCAUAUUUGCCGUACCAGCUACUCGGCCACGACGUGCUGAUUUCGUAGCCAACUGUUGAUCUCAGAACCAUUUUCUGACAUAGGCUUUGCGCCUGGAACGCACAUUCUAGGACAUAGCCUGUCUGGCUGGAUGGCUCAAUGGACGGCUGCUCUGCCAUCCACCACCGCUUCAGCAGCAGCAACAGCAGCAGGACCUUCCUUUUCCUCCCAUAAGGCGUCGCAGCCGCUGGCGAUCGCAUCGUCGCCGUCGAAUUCGUUCAGUUCCGGCCUCGUGCCUGGUAGCCAGAAGCAACUCUCAGCCGGCUCAGUAUACUCGUCUUCGCACUCUUCUUGUUCCGGCUUCGCUUAUACCAACCAGAAAACGUCAAGCGGCGCGUUACCGUCAGCGAGUACAAUAUCCUCGUUAUCCUCGUUAAAUGCAGUGUCUGACUCGUUAAGAUCCAUCUCUUCCUCUAGAAGCUGCCAUCAGGUAUCCUCGAAUUUGUCACCCUCAGGCGGCUCACACGUGUCAGCCCCCGGUGCCUCGUCACGUGCCACGUCAGCGUCUCACUCCCUAGCCUCCCCCGCGUCACACGGCGCAUCACAUGGUGACUCGCAUUGCUCUAGACCUAGCGUCUCUAGCAGCCAGAGCAGACGGGAUCUCCGCGGUCCGCUGCUGCGCGCCGUUGCCACGUCAUCGUCCACCGCGCCUUUACCCGCCGCUGCGGAGUCAUGGGAAGAUGACGAUGACGACGACGUGACGUCAGCAAACACGGACCGAAGGACCGUGGCUGCUCGCGAGCCAGUCAGACAGCUGAGUCGCACAGGUCGCAAAUCUGUCGCAGGCGGUCGCACGACCAGUGGGAAUAAGGGAUCGCAGAAGGGGGAUGAUAUCUAUUGCGACGAUGAGAGCGACGGCGGCGACGGCGGGCGACGCGGCGAGUCCUUCAGCAGAGGAUUGCACGAGACCCCGGGGGAAGUUCAGGAGGGCGUGCAGCGAGCCCUAGCGGCGGUGAAGCAGGCGCCACCGGGGACGCCCCUCUCAGUGCUGCAGCGGCAACUGGCGUCCGUGCUGACGCCGUUUGCUGACAGGCUGGACUCGCGAGCUCUCAGCAGCAUCAUGAAACAGCAAGAGGCGGACUGGCGCGUUGUGCUGGCGCUCUACGAUUGGAUGGCAGCGCAGGGCAUUCCGCGCAGCAUCCACGUGUACACGGUGGUGCUCUCGUGCCUGGGGCGGGGGGCGCAGUGGAACCACCUGCAAUCUGUACUGGAUGAUAUGACAAGGCUAGGCGUCCCCAUGGACGAGUACGUCUACAACACGCUCAUAGUCGCUUACUCCAAUGCUGGCCGGUUCAACGACGCCCUGGGGUGGUUUGAGCGCAUGGAGCAGGCUGGGUGCAUGCCCAACCAGGUGGUGUACACGACAGUGAUGAAGCUAUUUGCACGGGCUGGCAGGACAGAUGGCGUGGCACGCAUCGCCGCCCUGUUGCGAGAGGAGGGCGGCAGGGCGGAUGGCUUGUUUCGGCUGGACUCCAAGACGAUCUGCGCGCUGAUCGCUGCUUACAACAGCAUGGGGGAUCUGAAGAUGGCGCAGGAGGUAUUUGAGUCGGCACGCGAUGCGACCCCACCAGGGGAGUGGGACGUGGUGGUGUGGAACGCCAUGGUGGCAGCGUAUGGCCGGGCGGGCAAGGUGCGGGAGGCAGAGGAGCUGCUGCUGCAGAUGGAAGCUCAGGCAGAUGGGGGGGAAAGGGUGGGUAUAGAGGCGGACGGGGGGGUGAUAGGCUCGGAAUGGGGAAGCGUGGAAGUGGAUGGGGAAAGUUUAUCGGCAGAAGGCACGGCAUUAGAGCCGACACCAGAAUCACCAGAAGUAAAGGCGGGGAAAGGGGGUGAGAAGGCAGAAGGGGGGAGCGUGUUGGGUGGUGGUGUGGUUGAUGCAGGGAGGGAGAUUCUAGAAGCGCAAGAGGUGGUGCAAGAGUUAGGGCAUGAGGCAGGAGGUGGAGUGAACGGUAUAGGGAACGCACGAAGAUCCGGAGACGAGGGGCGGGUUCAGGGUAGCAGUUCUCUUGCUGGUGAUGUGGGCGAUUUGGAGAGCCUCAAUGCGGCUCAAAACAGGGCUGGUCACGAGGGAUGCAGCAGCAGUAGGGCCAACAGAGAUGUUUUUGAUUCAACUCAAAAGGCCAACAGAGAUGUGGCAUCAGUGGACAACAGAGAUGUGGCCAUGCUAGUCACAGCGGAUGCAUCUGAAGAGGGUGGGCCUGAGACUGUUAGUCGGCCCUUCAAACUUCGGCCAGAAACCGUCCAUGCUUCGGUAGAGCCCGCCCUUCAUCCGCCCUCUCUUCGCCUAGCCACUCUCAGCAGUGCAGACACAGGCUCGGCGCGUUCCGAGCAUCCGUUGGCGGUUUGGAGUGAGGCUCAGAAUGAGGUUCGGCGUGAGAUGCUGCAGAGUGAGGUUCGGAGUGAGGUUCGGGAGGGAAUAGUAGCAGCGUCUGGAGCUUUGGCUGUAGCUGCAAUGGCAAGGGCGCAAAAGGGAGGAGGCAGUGGCAGUGGCAGUGGCAGCGGCAGCAGCAGCGGCAGCAGCAGCAGCAGUCACAAUGACGGUAACAGUGGCGGGAAUGUGGACAAGAGUCGUGGUAGUGGUGACGGUGGUGCUGUUUUCACUGGUGGUGCUGCUGGUAUCAGUGGUGGUGGUGCUGUACUGAGAAGGCCAACCCCCGCCCCUGCCACUGUUAGCAGCAGCAGCCAUAGCAGCAGCAGCAGCAGCCAUAGCAGCAGCAGCAGCAGCCAUAGCAGCAGCAGCACCAGCAGCAGGGAUGGAAAAAACAGUGGCAGCAGCAAAUCCGUUUUGGUAUCAUCAGAUGCAAUAGAAGAGAGUGACUAUGAAGAAGGCACGGCGGAAAGGUUGUCCGUUGCCACUAAUAUGCUGGGUAGCAGAGAGCGAGUGAGCAGUCGUACCGCUUCAGGUGAAACAUCAGGUGAUUCCUCAGGUGAUCUGGGAACAGAGGGAGGUGAAGGAAGCUUGGAGGAGGAAGAGGAUGAGAUAGACCUGGAGAUUCAAAGGAGGGAGCUUCAGCGGACAAGGAGAGGAGAAAGGCCGCCUGAGGGGAGCAGCAGCAGGGGGGUAUGGGGAAGGGGGAGAGAGGAAACAAGAAGUGGACGAGGGAGAGAGGGGGGAGGAAGAGGAAGGGAGAGGGGAGGGAGUGGGUCGCUGGUGGAGGGAACGAGCCGGGGGCAGUCGCCGCCGCGGUUUGGCCCGACUCUGAAUGCGUACAACUCGCUGCUGAACGCGUAUGCCAAGGCGGGGGACAUUGACAAGGCAGAGCAGACUUUCAAGCGUCUCAUGACUCGGGGCUUCUACCCCUCCACCGUCACAUUCAACACUCUCUUUUCGCUCUACGCCUCCCUGCCUUCCUCCUCCUCCUCCCUCUCUGCCGCCCGCCGACUGCACGCCCUCAUGCUCGAUAUGGACGUGCCUCUCGACGUGUACUCAUGCUGCUCUCUCAUUGGCCUGCUCAGCCGCUCCGGGCAGGUUGAAGAAGCCGUCGGGCUGUUUGAAAGAAUGAAAGAUCAGGGUGUCCAGCCUGAUUCGCACGUGUUCAGUGCCAUGAUUGCCAUGUUCGCUCGGCACGGCAAGCUGGAGCAAGCGCUGAGAACCUUCCAGGAAAUGAAGGCAGCUGGGUGCGCAGUGGACAUGCCAGUGCUGACGUCCAUGAUCGGCGUUUACCACCGCCUGGGGCUGCUGGAAGAAGCCUCUGCUGCUGCCAUGGAUGCGAUAUCCCAAGGAAGCGGGCAUCUAGACCCCGUGAUCGCCAGCGCCAUCAUCUCGCUCUUCUCCAAGCAGGGCCGGCUUGGGGACGCUGUGAGAAUCUUUCGGGCUGCCCGAGGCAUGGGCAGCGGGCAGAUUCAGCCGGGCAGCAUCGGCGAAAAUACUGUCAGCAGCUGGAGCAGAAGCAACAGCACUUGGAGCAGAAGCAGCAGCAGCAGUGGCACUGGUGAGGGAAGGGAAGUACUAGCAGCAGGAGCAGAAGCGGAAGCGGAGGUGGAAGGAACAGCAGCAGCAGCAGCAGAGGGAUCAGGAGCAGGAGCAGGAGCAGGAGCGGAAGCAGGGGCAGCAGCAGGAGCAGCAGCAGCAGGGGGGACAUCCCCCAAGAGGCGGCACAGGGGGAGGAGCCGGGGGAGGAGGCGAGGGGGGAGAGUGGAUGCCGUGCUGCUGAGCACCAUGAUGGACGCCUACAGCAAGGCCGGGCAGCUGGACGCUGCUGAGGCACUGUUUGCUGAGAUACUGGCGGACGAGUCUGGCAGCAUUGCGGAUCUGGCAGCGCACACGACUAUGAUCAGCGUGUAUGGGAAGCAUGGGCUCGUGGAUAAGGCCAAGCUGCUAUUCACCAGCCUGCGCGGGUCGGGCAGGGGACUAGACGCGGUGAUCUGGAACGCAAUGCUGAGCGCCCUGGGGAAGAACGGGCGGGUGGACGAAGCUGGUGCACUGUUCGAGGAGAUGCAGCAGUGCGGGCCGGUGCCCACCGUGUACUCAUACUCCAUCAUGAUCGAUGCGUAUGGAAAGGCAGAGCGUAUCUUAGACGCAUCAACAACAUUCGCCCGCAUGCUGGCGUCGGGACUCAAGCCUUCCAUAGUGACAUUCAACUCCAUGCUAGCGGCUUACCGGCGAGCGGGCAUGGUCAACGACGCUGCGGCACUGUUUAGACGCAUGAAGACGGAGGGGGUGAUGCCGAAUCACGUGUCGUAUGCCAUUCUGAUCCACACGCAUGCUCAAUCGGGGGAUCUGAGGGAGGCUACGAGGCUGUUCAGGGAGUUGCAAGACAGUGGGUGUGCCGUGGACUCCCCAACCCUGCACCGGAUCACCUCCAUGCUGAGAAAGGCAGGCCGAAGCCACUCCAGCAUGCUCUAGUGUAGACAAUGGGUGUGUGCAGUGGACAGCCCAACCAACCCCUGCGCUGAACCAAACCACCUCCAUGCUGAGAAAGCAAGCCAGGCAGAAGCCACCCCAGGUUUCAAGAGUCGACCACCCUGCAGGGCACUGGGUGUGUGGGUGGGUGUGGUAGACAAUGGGUGUGUGCAGUGGACAGCCCACCCAACCCUACGCUGAACCGGAUCCCCUCCACGCUGAGAAAGGCAGGCCGAAGCCUCUCCAGCAUGCUCUAGGGUUUGGGGUUUACUCUUCUGACUGCCUGGAUGUUCAUUUAGGAAGUGUAAUGAUUAAACAGGCGAUAAUUGGUUUGGGGCUUCGCCACUGCGACUGUUAACCGGAUCAAGU